This is a messenger RNA of Cucumis melo (muskmelon), 819 nucleotides long. RefSeq names its product GTP-binding protein SAR1A-like. Gene Ontology annotation, cellular component: endoplasmic reticulum exit site; COPII vesicle coat. The coding region runs from base 16 to 597 and encodes 193 amino acids. NCBI's taxonomy places the organism in Eukaryota, Viridiplantae, Streptophyta, Magnoliopsida, Cucurbitales, Cucurbitaceae. The transcript has 3 exons. Gene Ontology annotation, molecular function: GTPase activity; GTP binding. The record is from RefSeq and is a predicted model, not a curated record. Gene Ontology annotation, biological process: intracellular protein transport; membrane organization; vesicle organization.
CAUCAAUCGGCGAUUAUGUUUCUCGUCGAUUGGUUCUACGGCGUCUUAGCAUCUCUCGGCCUCUGGCAAAAAGAGGCUAAAAUUCUCUUUCUCGGCCUCGACAAUGCCGGCAAAACCACUCUGCUUCACAUGUUGAAGGAUGAGAGAUUAGUGCAACAUCAGCCCACACAACACCCGACCUCAGAGGAGUUGAGUAUUGGGAAAAUCAAAUUCAAGGCGUUUGAUCUUGGAGGCCACCAGAUCGCUCGCAGAGUCUGGAAAGAUUAUUAUGCUAAGGUGGAUGCAGUAGUUUACCUGGUUGAUGCCUAUGACAAAGAGCGGUUUACCGAAUCGAAAAAGGAGCUUGAUGCUCUCCUUUCAGAUGAAGCGCUGGCUGAUGUUCCAUUCCUUGUGCUCGGAAACAAGAUUGACAUCCCCUAUGCUGCUUCUGAGGAUGAGCUAAGAUUUCAUCUGGGUUUGAGCAAUUUCACAACUGGCAAGGGAAAGGUUAAUCUUACUCAGACCAACGUUCGACCGCUCGAGGUUUAUAUGUGCAGCAUCGUCCGAAAGAUGGGUUAUGGGGACGGGUUCAAAUGGCUCUCACAAUAUAUCAAAUAGUAUCAACAAUUGGGUAAUUAGCAUCCAUUGUGCUCGUAUAGGUUAUCUUCUGUGCCAGACUGAAAUUAGUUUGAGGUGAAAAUUUGUUUACAAGUUUGGCAACUUGAGAUUUGUUCUGUUGGAUUGGAACUAGGAUUUGUUAUUGUUUUUGACUUGUUUUGUGAACAUUAUUAUUGCAUUAAACUCUCAAUAAAGUUCAUAGAUCAACGACUUUUAUAGUAA